Messenger RNA from Ceratina calcarata, 1516 nucleotides. Its product is annotated as L-allo-threonine aldolase. Bases 322 to 1449 code for a protein of 375 amino acids. The record is from RefSeq and is a predicted model, not a curated record. The transcript has 5 exons. Gene Ontology annotation, biological process: L-threonine catabolic process; glycine biosynthetic process. Gene Ontology annotation, molecular function: L-allo-threonine aldolase activity. Lineage: Eukaryota; Metazoa; Arthropoda; Insecta; Hymenoptera; Apidae. Gene Ontology annotation, cellular component: cytosol.
AACAUGGACUUUCAUGAUUCGUUCACAGGAGUUGGACGAGUUUGUCUUUAUCGACGAUUUAUGCCCUUUAAGAGUCGAUUAGCAUAAAUUGAUUAAUGGGGCUGAAAACAUAGACUCCGAUCUCCAAUUCGAGCCACAUUCGAAGUCGCAGCGCAGAAUAUGAGCAGAAUCAGCAGAAUUAGACUAACAGAUAUUUCUCAUCGUUUAUAUAACAUCAAACUCGAUAAUACGCGUUGGAAUAUGUAUCUCCUAUUUAAACUUGUUAUAUAUCCGAGUCUUAACUGCUUGUCCUUCGUUUAACGGAAAUUUCAGUUUGUUAAAAUGUAUUACGAGAAGUGUUCAUCGACCACCGAACGCGAGGAUCACGAAAUGAGAAAUACCAUUGACUUAAGGAGCGACACGAUGACGAAGCCCACCGAGGAGAUGAGGGAAGCGAUGAGGAACGCAGAGGUCGGCGACGACGUCUACGAGGAGGACCCGACAGUAAAACAAUUGGAAAUGAAAGCUGCAGAGAUGGUCGGUAUGGAGGACGCCUUGUUCGUCUCCUCUGGAACACUGGGAAACUUGAUCGCAAUAAUGAACCACUGCAAUACACAAGGGUGUGAGGUAUACUGUGGCGAAGAGUCCUACUGUUUGCAUUAUCAGGCCAAAGCUGCUGAGCUGGUAGGCGCCGACCUGAGGCCUCUUAACAAUAAAAGCGAUGGGACCUUUUGCCUGAUGGAAUUGGAAGGAAAAUUGCACAGAGCCAGAGAUGACGAGCCUGUCAACAGGUUGGUAAUGGUGGAGAAUACUUUAAAUGGGAAAGUAUUGCCACUGUCCUGGCUCCGAGACCUGGUAUCGCUCUGUGAACGAUUCCAAUUGAAGUUGCACAUGGACGGGGCCAGGGUAUGGAACGCUUCCGUCACUUCCGGGAUUCCUGUACCCGAGAUCGUGCAGGGAUGCGAUUCUGUCAUGUUCUGUCUCAGCAAGGGUCUAGGCGCUCCCGUAGGAUCCCUUCUUUGCGGAACCAAAGAGUUCAUUGUUAAAGCGAGGAGAACGAGGAAAAUUCUCGGAGGAGGCAUGAGGCAGGUCGGAGUUUUGGCUGCCGCCGGCUUGCUGGCAUUGGAUCACGUUCCAAACUUGAUCCGUGAUCAUGAGAAAGCCUCGAUUAUUGCCUCGACUAUCGCUGGGUUGCGUUCGAAAGUGUUCUUUAUCGAUUUAGCCAGCGUACAGACGAACAUGAUCUUCGUGGAGGUGCGUUCCGACGUUCCGCAAGCCAACGGCUUGUUCGUCAAGCGUUUGAGGAAGAUGGACGAGCAGGGAGUCAUCGUCAAGUGUCUGGCAUUGGACGACAGCCUCGUCAGAUUCGUUUUUCAUCGCGACAUCGACGAACGAUCGGCGACGUUGGCUGCGAGGAAGAUCGAAACCGUGAUCAAGGAACUGGAACGAGAGCUUUCACGUGGAAACUGACAAACGUUAUAUGAUACAUUGUGUUCACGAAUAAAUCGAACUAAAAUAUAACAAAUGCCAAACUAAA